Messenger RNA from Exserohilum turcica Et28A, 895 nucleotides. RefSeq lists its product as uncharacterized. NCBI's taxonomy places the organism in Eukaryota, Fungi, Ascomycota, Dothideomycetes, Pleosporales, Pleosporaceae. The record is from RefSeq and is a predicted model, not a curated record. The transcript is spliced from 2 exons. Bases 121 to 477 code for a protein of 118 amino acids.
CGACGACAAUCCGCCGGCGACUUUCUAAGCUCCACGACCACCUUGUCCUGCACCGGGAAACCUCUCCCCACAAUUCAAUUCACCCUGUUGAGCUGGUGCUGCACCGCCCACAAAGCUACAAUGAACUCGAUCCGUGCCGCAACCAGCGGCUCCCGCGCCAUCGCUUCCACCCUCUCCGCCACCCCACGCAUGACGACCCGUGCCUUCUCGCGGUCACAAGCAAAGCAGUCAGGCCACGGACCCAGCUACGACCCGCCAUCCGGAUGGCUGUUCGGUGUCAAGCCCGGCGAGACGUAUGAGAAGGAGGGGUGGGAGAAUGCCAUGUACUGGGGCUUCGGAGGCGCAUGUGCAUUUGGCGUGGUUGCUUACGCUUUCAAGCCCGACACUAGCAUCCAGACCUGGGCCCUAGAGGAGGCGCGACGAAGACUGGAAGCCGAGGGUAUCCUCACAGACCCGGAUACCGUCAAGAAGGAGUAGAAGAGCGCCGACUGCCAGUUCGCGACGGGAAGCGACUUAGCGACCUAAAACUACGCGUGGAGCAAAGCGACAGAUAAGGCGGAAUUUUCUACAGCAGCACGAAUCAAACUGUACAUAACGCCCGCGAGGAUGACGAUGAGCUUUUUUCUUUUUGUGAGCAUGGAUCUGGCUGGCCCACGGGGCUCUAUAGACUUUGCAAAGGUUGACUGUUUAUCGCCCAAUGGGGCGAGCAAUGAUAUUCUGUUUCCAAUAGCCGCGCAGCCAUGGGGCUAUGUGAGGUGAUGUUGUCGGAAGAGAGCAUGCGGAUCAAUCGGUUACCCUAACGUACACCUGGGCUGAGUUUUACGAGUACGAGACCCGUUCUGAAGCCGGAAACCUAACAUUCAGUCUGCUCUGGUCUUAAUUACAUGGUUCCUGA